This is a messenger RNA of Apis cerana (Asiatic honeybee), 10418 nucleotides long. It is a transcript of the gene osp, whose product is annotated as myosin phosphatase Rho interacting protein outspread. Gene Ontology annotation, cellular component: actin cytoskeleton. Lineage: Eukaryota; Metazoa; Arthropoda; Insecta; Hymenoptera; Apidae. Gene Ontology annotation, molecular function: actin filament binding. The record is from RefSeq and is a predicted model, not a curated record.
UGAGCGCUGCCGGUGGCAUACAGGCCGAGUUAAACGGGCCAGAUCGCAGAUGGACGUCCGCGGGAGCGUUCUGUCAUGGAGAGCACAACGCGAUGUGCCGUAAGUGUGCUCAAGUAUCGUUGUCGUCGUGGUCGUUGCCGAAGUAAUCGCGUGUGUAAUAUUUCAAAUUGUAUCAUAGGUUUAUCACAGUGACAAUCGAUAUAUUUAGGCGUGCGUAAAGAUUGUGGUGCUCGUGGUGCUACUAUCGGUAUAUCGUGAACUGUGGCAGUCGAAUAAUUGUAUCGCAGCCACGUCUCUAUAUAUCCAAGACGAAUCUUCAGCGAUUAAAAGAAGUGAUUCUUUGUGAAUCGAAUAAUCGCAUCUACGUACGAUUAACGUUCGAUUCAUCGGACAAUCGAUAAAUCGGCAAACGGUGCUGUGACAUGUUAACUGAGGUGCAUGCCAUUGUGUCUAAUAAUAGAUUCGUGAUUCGAAGUAUCGCAUAUAAUCCACGUGCUCGUUUCGAAGGGCGUACGGUAUUCAAAUAUUGUCAACAAGUUCGAAGAAUAGUCACCUGCUACGUAGCAUUUGGACAACCGUUUCGUGGAAUUGAGUCAAUGUCGACAACGGUACGCGUGUUGUUACCGCGUGACAUAAAGGCAUUGUAAACACACAAGUACGAGACGCACUUCGUUUGUAUACAUUACGAAAUUUAAACGAAGUCGAGCACGUAUAUUCCUCGUAGAACGUAUGUAAACAACAAGCAAAGAAACGGAUCGAAGUUUUUUUCCGGUUACGACCAUUAUAAAUAUAGUAUUUAUAUACAUUGGCGCAAUAUCUACGCAAUAUUUCGCUUUUAGAGAAUAGCGAGCGACGUUUCGAUAUAUAAUCGAUCUUCGAUCUUAUCACGAACCUGGUCACAUGGUACAAACGAAAUCGAUUGCGAUUAUAACCGGAAACGUAUCGUUGUCGAUCGAUUGCUCGAUAAAUGUCGAUCUUCAUACGAAACAAGAAUACGAAAUCCUGUUAACUCGAUCCGUUAACGUAACGGACACACGAAGAAUAAUCGCGGAGACUGAAUUAUCGUUUCGUAGCACAUUUUUAUAAACGAAAUCGUGUGUAAAUCAAAUUAUUUGGUGGUGAUAAGGAAUUGUAUCAAAGUUUACGAGAUAUAUUAAUCGAUCGAGAAGAAUCAAUGCGUUCUCGCUUCUCGAACAGCGGUGUACGACAGUGACAAAUAAAAAAGGGAGUGAGAGACGAACGAUGCUGCUGUCCGGUUGUCGCGGUUAAUUCGCACGUGUCGCGAUGUCGGGCGGCACGGCGGGCGUCCGUGGCACCGGCGCCGAGUGCAGGAAGUUCGCGCCGAACAUAUUCAACAAGAGCAAGUGCAGCAGCUGCUUCAAGCAGAAGGAGGAGCACAGUGCGGAGGCUCUGGAAUGCAACAGGGCAACAAGAAAGAUUUCAAAAUGCGGUUACCUGUUCGUCGCCCCGGGCUGGGACUUCUCCAAUCCGCUGAAUCGCACGAAGAGAUGGCAGAGAAGAUGGUUCGUCCUGUACGACGACGGGGAGCUGACAUACUCUGUGGACGAGCACCCAGAGACAGUUCCUCAAGCGAGGAUCGAUAUGACCCGCGUGUUGGAGGUUGCUGCUGCCGAGGAUAUAACCGGACAUCCGUACAGUCUGGCGAUCACCUCGCCGGAAGGAGUUACCUUCGUGAAGGGCACGUGCCGCGAGGAAACCAGAUGGUGGGCCGAUGUGCUUCAGGUCUACUCGAGGAACAAGGGCCGGCAUAAGAGGAAUGCGACGUUCCCCGGUGGACAGACCACCAUUCUUCAGGUCACUCCUACGAUCAGAAGUAACACGCCGAAUCCACCUCGACCACGGUUCAAUAGCUGCCGUUCAGAGCCCCGCAGCAACACAUGGAUCUCGGAAACGAGCGUCCCCGCAGACCUUUGCGCGUCAGUCUUCUCCUCCACGCCGUCUCUGGUGACCAACAGCGUGGUAACGACGACCAGCAACACGUCGAUGAGCAACGGCAACGUGGUGGAGAACAGCAACGACCAUCGUGUCACCGCCAACGUGUCACCCCUUAGAACCAGCACGCCUCUUGAGAACGGUGGCUCCACCUACAUAACUUCCGUUCCAUCCACCUCCACCAUGAACGGGAGCGUGUCCAGCACCGUGUACACGACCACGUCGACCUCGACCACCGUGUCGUCCGUCAACUCGUUGACGGAGAAGCCACCGAUCGUGCCCAACGAGGGUAGAUCGAGCUACAAGGAUCAACCAGCUAGCAGCGCCUCCCCCCCGACCAGAGACAAGCUUCGAGCGGAAGACAAGGCCAGACGCAGGAUGAAUCAGCACGGAGAACGAACCGGGACCGCCUGCUCUGGCGAGAAACUAGACGAUGACGCCUGUCGAAGGAUUCUGUUGGAGCAUGAAAGAGAAAGAGAAGGAAAGUUGCGAGACAUUGCCGCCUCCUUGACCCAGCCACGCGUCAGGAGGAGCAUCAAGCCUAGGACGUCUGAGCCGACAAGGGAUGUGGUGGAUGCGGCCAAUGCGGCCUAUCAGGACAAAUUUGUUAGAGGCGAUCCGGAUGGAUGUGGCCUCGACAUCUCCGGCAUUCGAUACUCUCCUACCUCCGAACUGAGGGUCGAUCUACCCGCUGAAGAUUUAUUAAACAUCAAGAAAGGCUGGUUAAUGAAACAAGGAUUAAGUAAGGAAUGGAAUAAGCAUUGGUUCGUGCUUCGCGGUUGCGGCCUCAUGUACUACCGAGAUCCCUGCGCGGAAGAUAAGGGUAUCAUGGACGGUGUCAUAGAUCUGAAUACCGUUACCGCCGUCACGCCCCUUCAAGUCGCAAGAAAUUAUGGAUUCCAGACUGUGGCCUGGGACGAACGAGGAUCUACCGUAUUGUCCGCGGUGACCGCUGGUAUACGAGCCAGUUGGAUGUCGGCCAUUCGGAGGGCUGCCAACUUACCAGAUCCUGACAAUGGCAACGAUUCUCUGACGGUUUGUCAGGAUGCGCAGCAAGAUAACACCCCACAAUCACCUACCGCAUCGCUGACAGACCGCGAAAGAGACUCCUCGGUCGUUCCUUCGACGUCAGUCACACCACGCUCAGUCCUGUUUUCCUCCGAUGAAGAAUAUCGAACGGCAUCCGAAGGCGGCAGAAGAGAGUCUGGUGAUUGGUCCGAGGUCCCAGUAUCGCCACCCUUGGUGAGAAACGGCGACUGGCCCGGUGGAUUGAAGGGUUCCAGUUGGUCAGAUUCGGCGAACCACGAGUGGUCGGAAUUACCUCCAUCGCCACCGUUGACUAGAACCGCUUUGUCCAGAGUGAAAGCUCGAUCCAGAUCAAGCUCCAGAUCCAGAGUUUACAAGAGAAGUUGCAGCUCUCCCCUAAGCUCGAGAAGAAGCACGUUGGAUAGCGUCAGGUCCGAGGAUUUGAUGAUGGCCUGCUGCGAAUUAGGAGAGGAUGAGGAACAGCACAACGGGCACAUGCAGAAUAGUUGUCUGUCGAGCGCAAACGAGAGCCCAUUAAUAGUAGAAUUGUUGGAGAAUCAGGUGUCUUUGCUGCGUGAUCAGUUAGAUCAAAAUCAGUCGCAUCCAAGCACGCUUCUAGUCAUUAUCGAGCGUCAAGAGAACGAAAUAGAAAGUUUAAAGUCGCAGCUGAACACGGCGAGAGCGGACUUCGCGAGUGCUGAGAAGGAACUGUCCAGGUUGAGGCAGCAAAAGGCCGAAGCUUCCAUCAGAGAAAAACAGGUGGAUGAAUUAUUGAGCACGAUCCAGAGAACGGAGCAGCAGAGAAACAAGGAUUUAGAAGAUCUAGAGAAGAUGAAGAAGAUGUACAACAGGGAUAAGGAGAUGUUGGAAUGCAAGUUGCUGGAGACCGAAGCUAUUCUUAGAGAGACCAGCGAGCGAUGCGAAAUGCUUACUAAAGAGUUGGCAUCGAGUCAUAGAACCGUCGAACAUCUGCAGUCGGAGAUAACCUCUUUGAGCAAUAGAUUAUCUCAAGGAAUAGAGGAGAACGAGCGUUUGUAUAGCAAAGUUAGGGAACUGGAAGACAAAGGUGGGUUGUCUUCUUCGAAAGAACGAGGAAGAAGUUUUGAUUCUCUCAGUGAUUUGACGAACAUUGAGCUGGAUCUGGAUUUCAAUUCUCUCGACAAGGAAAGAAUCGUGGAAGAAUACGACGAACUUAGAUCCCGUUUCGAGAAAGCUAUCCUUGAGAUACGCGCGAUGCGCAAGGAGCUUCGCGAGGCGCACGCAAUGCAGGAUGCUUUGGAAUUGGAGAUUUUUGCUCACAAGCAGGACGCAGCUAGCGUGAACGAGACGAACCAAGCUCAGAUUCAAUUAAUGGCAGCUAGGAUCCAAGAUUUGACCAAUAAGCUUGCAGCCAGCGAGAAGCAAGUGAGGAAUCUGAAGCAGAAACUGACAAAAGCGGAAACUAGGGACAAGAGGAGAUCGUUGUCGUUGAAGGGUCGCGAGUCCUUCCAGAUUUCUCAAGAGAUGGAGGACAAGUUGGUGGAUCUGGAGAACAAGAUCUGUGCUAUAGAGCGCGGGAAGAGCAUCAGCGCGCCUGCGUCGGCGGGAAGCAGUCCGAAGGAGUCGAGUCCUAACCCAAAGAAGGAGAAGAGGAGGGAUAGCAAGAGUCUAGACCGUACCAGAUUAAGAAGAAAGUCGCUAGACAGUGCAACUAGUUCAGAACCGAUGAAAGUGUUGAUCAGACUCAGCACGUUGGAGACGAAGGUGGCAAACGUGCAAGAGAAUAUGGCGAGCGACGCAGAGAAAGACUCGAGCGAGUGCAGCGAGAUAAGCGCGCCCUCGACAAGCGAGGUAUCGUUGGAGAUCAUCGCCAGGUUGAAGAAAUUGGAGAGAGUGGUGUCGAAGUCGAAGAGGAGGCUAGAGAAGUGUUUAGGCUCGACGCAAGCGGAGGACAAAGCGGAGAAGUGUUUGCGCGAGGUAAACGAUAUUUUGGACUCGUGUUUAGAAUGUAAGAAAAACCAAGGUAGCGCUCAAGUGACCGAGUCAGUAGGCGUAGUGGUAUCUAGACUAGAGACUAUACUUAAAGAUAAAUUGAGCGAACUCACGAAGAGACGGCAGACGCUCGAGCAGAACGGCCAGCUGGACGAUAGGGAGAAGAUGAAGCUGAUCGCGGAGAGAGUUGCGUUCGAGUUCGUAGUUCUGAGACAGAUCAAGUGCGCGAUCGGCCGUACAUUCGACCGUAGUGCCGUUCUCAGUGAAUUGGUCGAAACUAGUCAGCUUGCCUCAAGCUUAAUGCGUAAGAUUCACGGAACUAAGCCCAAAACGUACCAAAACACCAGUUACAUUCAGUAUCUUACUAGAGUGUUAGCUAAUAAGUUAGUACUAGUAGGUGGCGUGGCCGCGACGGAGACGGUGGCCAAGGAGGUGUCCGCAGCUCGUAACGAGAGCUUGAACUUCUUGCUGCAGAAACAGCGCGAGAUAAACGAGAUGGUGUGCAGGUACAAGGAGACAAAGUUGAGACAGCUCGCCGAGGCACUGGCCGCCGAGACGUUGAGCAUGUCGGAGCAAGAGGAUUCGAACAAGCAACAGGCGACCAACUCGAGCAAAAAGUUGCUGGAGGAUAGACGAAUUCGCGAGGCGUGGGCGCUGGCCCAAGAAACGGUGAGCAAAGAGUUGGUGCAGGCGGAAGUGUCGCACGUGAUCAUGCGUUGCGGCCAGAUGUACGAGCAAAAUAUCACUAGCAUCACCGACGCUUGUCUCAACUUCGAGAGCGCGGAGAACGUAACGUUAGAAUCUUGGAUCGAUGCGGCCCAAUCGAGGCUGCGCGAGGAGAUGGAACAGUCGACUCGCGAGCUGUCCAACGUGUACGAAGAAUGCCUUGACCAGUUGAAGAAGAGCAAGUCGGCGAUAGUCGAGUCGAAAUACGAGUCGAGACGGUUGUUGACGGACUACGCGGACGUGAUCGCGCACAAAGCUUUAAUAGAUGCCAGAAUCGAGCUUCUUCAGGAGAACACGAGACAAUUGACGACGCCCUUCCCUGGGGAGACUUUCGUAUCUAGUCUAAUCCGAAACGACGACGUUCUUUCGAGUCUGCUAGAGGCAGACGAUCAAGAGUUCCAAAGCAAUCCAAUUCUCGGCGCGGAGUACAGUUACCUUUAUCAGCAAUUUAGCAAGGACUGCGAGGACAGGAUAUCCGGCUCGAAGCGCGCCUCGAAGGAGCAAAUGAAGAACGUUGGCCAGAGUUUGCUCUAUCUCGAGGAGGAUUUGGUCGAGCUGGGCAAACGCGUUCGGGAGAAAUUGGACGAGAACAGCGAGAAUGUUUCGUGGCCGGCGAAAUCGGCCACGUUGAUUACCAUUACAGACUGGUCGAGCGUGUGCGAGAAGUGCUCGCAGUUGCGCGAGCAGAUAAAAAAAUUGAGCGACCAUAUGAACAGCGUGACUUGCAAACAGUGUGACCAAUUGCAGAAAACUAUCGAGAGGAUAACGGCGGAGCAUAAUCAAGAGUUGGAGACGUUGAAGCGUAACCAGGAGAGGGAUUUGAUGGACAUCAAGGGUGAAUUGGACAAUCAGAGGCAAUCGUUGACCUCUCAAUACGAGCAGGAAGCGGCCAGUUUGCGGGAGAAGGCGAGAAAAUUGGAGCACAGGCUGAACGCAAUGGACUCCGAGCACUCUGCUCACGUGAACGAACUUAGAGCCGCUUAUCAAAGAUCUAUGAGCGCCGAAUUGGAUACAGACGCGGAAACGAGGAAGAGGUACAAAGAAGAGAUCAAGCAACUGCGAGCGUUGUGCGAAAAGGGUUUGCUCGCUAUGGAGAAUUCUCACAGGCGCAUCAUUUCCGAGAUGGAAGAGAAACACCGACAAGAGUUGGAAAAUCUGAGGGUGGAGAAGGAGCAGGCGUUGUCGGAAGAGACUCAGGCCACUCUGGCGGCCCUGGACGCUAUGAGGAAAGCUCACGAGCACGAGGUGCAGAAAGAAAUAGCUAAAUUCAAACAGGAAUUUAUUAAACAGAUGCAGGCACGCGAGGACAUUGGCGUGCUUCACAAGGAACACGAGGAAGAGAUGGAGGAGAUCAAACAGGAAAUUCUUUCCUUAUCUGCCAAGUACUCCUCCAAGUGCGUAGAAUCAGCAGCCUUGGAGGAAAAGGUAGGAUCCCUAACCAAGCAGCUUGCUCAAGCGCAACAACACAUUAUGCAAUUGGACGCGAGGAACAAACAGCUGAGGGCGCAUCUCGUAUUGGAAACGAACGACAGCGCGAACGACAACGUGCAAAUGUUGAGGGGCAGGGACAACGAGAUUGCCGAGUCGAGGGAAGAGAUCCAUCGACUGCAACAGUUGAAGGUGGCACAGCAGAGGCCGACGGCGCCGGCGGUGGCUGGCAGAGCAGCGACAAAACCGAAAAACAGCAACACUCGGAGGCGUACAGCUUCCAUGCCGACAAUCCUCCCGAGUCCCGCCUCACCCCGGAACCCCCAGCUCUCUCCGUUGCAGGUCCGUUCUCUUCUUUGCCAAUUAGGAAAAACCUUCCAACGAAUUGGUCGACGAAGCACUCCACCAGUUUUGUUUUGUCUCCGACACGCUUCCCUAUUCUGCACUUUGUUCUUUUUCUUUUUUCACUUCUUCUUUAACUUUGCUUACAUCUUUACCUUGGCUGCUUAACUUGGCUUGGGAUAAAAUUAGAAGCUUGUCAAAGUUUAGGUUCAGGUUCCUUCACGUGUUGCGUUAUAAUAUAUUAUAAUAUUAUAUUGUUAUCGUAUAACAUUAUAUUAUUAUAAUAUAUUUGUUUAAUUUAUUCAUAUAUUCGUUCAAUAACAAUAUUGUACUGUUUGCAGUUUUAAUUGUUGAUGCGCAUAUAUUGAAUUUGGAUUUUCUGAGUAUGUACAGUUACUUGCAUUAAUAUUUAUUUAUUAUUGUAUGUGAAAGGAUUAUUUACAUAUUUUAUUGCGAACAAUGCUUUGAAUACCUUAUGAAAAGAAUAUGAAUAGAACAUAAAACAUUUUUCUGUUUAAAACUAAAACUGUACAAAUAAAUACAUAUUCAAUAUUUAAAUAAUCCUUAAGAAGACGUAAUGUAAUGUUCAAAUAUUAGUGCAAGUAAUCAUAUAUAUUCUUUUACCCGAGUUUACCAUCUCGAUUUCCUUUUCCACGCGAGCUUAUUAUUCAAGGUAACACGGGAGAAAGCGAGAUCAGUGAAGAGAAUACCGAAUAAAGUGUAAUCCCAUUUACAGAGCUGAUGAGGUCUCCAGCAGUGAGGUGGUCCAGUAGAAGUUGUCGUAGCUUGCCUCCAACGCCCACGCCGAGUUAUCAUCACCCGCUCCACCCACCACUUCCAGCGGUGGGCAUGGUCGCCGAGAGGAAGAAACGUUUCGAGCUCUGAAUCGUUAAUUAACACGCAUACUAUAUUCUUCCGUUAAAAAUUCAUAAUCACGCAUAUCAUAUGAAAGGAAAAAAAAAAAAAAAAGAAUCGUCGAAAACUCGUUCAAAUUGUAAUAAUUCGCGCGUACAAUUGUUUUCGAAUGGUGCUAAAUCAGACUCGUUCCGAGUCUUCCUCAAGAUUCACGAAUUUCGACUUGUUUGCAUUAUCAUCCACAAAAAUACAGCAUUCUUCGAUAUUCGUUUCUUUUCAAAUAUUUAGAUAAACCAUUUUUUAUUUUUAUUUUUUUUUCUCCAUUGACAAUUUACAGGCAAUUCGUCACUGCCAUAGGAAAUAGAGCUUCGACGGUAGAAUGGAGCAAAUGUCAAUUAUUACGGUCGCCCGGGAUCGUGCUCGUCGUAACGUAACGAUAUUGAGCAUGUUUAUCAAGUAAACAUGAUUCAAUAGCCGAAACGAGGCUCGGGUCCCGCGCUAGGCUCGCGAGUUCUGCUUUACGGUUGAAAGCCUAUCGCGAACGAUAGGUCGUUUUCGAAGGGACUGUCCUCUUUCUUCUCCCUCAUAUCGAUCGAAUUUAUAUCGUUUAAUGGGACCACCGCUCGAUAAAGGUGGUUAAUUUGAUACGCAUUUAAAACUUUCGAUGAUUUUUCACGUAGGACCGAGUAGUGAUCGUUUCGAUCGAUUUUCGCGAGCGACGUGCGUUUCUAGGGCAUUAUUUCAGUUAUAUCUGCCGUUUCUCGUCGUAAUUAUUUUGCAAUUAUGAUAAUGGUGCAGUUGUAUACAUGAUUGUUAAUCAAGGCAUUUCAUUCCUUUCUUAUUUUAUCUUCUCAGUACGCGAUAUAUUUUUCUGGUGCUUCGAAUCUAAAUUGUAAUCUAAAUAGGGAAAUAUGUUGAGAAAUUUAAUUUAAUUGAAUUAUUUUUUUUUAAUUUUUCUCGAGAUGACGAGAAAUGGCAUGGAAAGCGACAGAUGCGAAGGAAAUACAGUAGAAUAGUCGAUUAUCGAUUAAUUAAAUUUCAUGCUCUUGAAUGUAGGAAUCUCUAAGCAUAGAAAAGAGAUCAAAAGUUUGAAUAAUUGACUGUCUACUGUAUUGCGAGUCAUUUAUACAAGUGUCGUGGUAGUUAACGCAAUGUAACGCAUAUAUGUAUUGGUGUGAAAGUGUAUUGACAAAUAAUUCGUCAAGGUUGUUACGUUUGCGUUUUAAUUAUAAAAAUCGUAAGAUUUGUUAUAAUGCCAUCUUGUGACUUUACGAGGGGGCUAAUUUUAAUCGACGAUCGGCUCAAAGUUCGUCUUCUAGGGAGGCUUCGAUUAUAAUAUUUUUUUUUUUUUUUCAUUUGUUGACACGUUGUUCGUGACUAUUAUUAUUAUUAUUAUUAUUAUUAUUUUUUAUUUGUUUUGUAAAGACGAUUAGUAUGUUAAAGCGAAAAAUGGCGAAACUUUAUCGCGAUAAAAGAAAACGAGGGACGUAUGAUUUAUUCUAAUUUACUUUCGUCUUCUCUUUUCACUUUUCUUUAAUACCUGCACUGUUUCUUGUUAAUUCUUCGUAAAUCGAAAAUUAUUUGUACGCUUGUUUCGCUCUUGUUAUGUAUAGAUUCUGCACAUAAUAUUGAAUAUAAUACGGCGUUGUCACAUUGCACUGUGUAUUACCGCAUUUUCUCAUUGUGUAAAUGUUUUUGUCGGAUCACGACAUUAUCAUUUUUUGAUGUUAAUAUUGUAUAGUUUAUGACGUUCUCAACUUAAGGAGCAAGAAAGUAUAAAUAACUUAGAAUUAACCCCUUCCAUAUGAAAUGGAUUGUUUAUAUUAUAUGUUAUUAUUAUAUUGUAUUCUAUAUUACAUAUUGUCAUGGUUCGUUCCAGCGAGGAUGUCAUUCGACAUUGUGAAUAAUGUCGAGGAAAGCGAAUUAUAACAAAAAAAAGAAAAGAAAGGAAGAAAGAAAGAAAAGGAUUAUCGAUAACAAUAUGAUUCAUUAUCUCUUAUGUAGAGUAAUUACUCAGGAUUGUUUAACAUUUAUAAUAUAUUACAAUUAUACUUAUUGUAUUUGUAUUAUAAUUUAUAAUAACGUUUGAAAUAAAAUAUAGUAACCAUUGACGUGAA